GUAGGCAGCUCUGUGGACGAGUUCGUCGAGAAACUCGUCCGCAACGUGGGCGAGGACGUACUGCACUUCGAGGCUCUUUACGCAGCGAAGAUACGCGAGCUCGAGGAGGCAAUGGAGGAGCCACUCUACAAGCACCUGGAGGCCUACUACUUCUUGAAGAAACCGCGCGUGGGUGGUGACAAGGAGGGCCAGAUUGUCACAGGUGCCGGUAACGAGCUCGUCUGCGACAAGUUGAAGGACUUGGCGAAUGCGUGCAUCCCUUGGGCUGCCAUGCUCAGGAGGGCAACGGGGCCACCUGUGGGUGCCAGGCGUGGCACGCACCGAGAAUACCUCAACAGAGGAGCUGCAAGCCUUCUGGCGGACAACUCGGUCAUGAUGGCCCAGGCCAAGAAGGCCCGCGCUGAGGCUGAAAAGGCCCGCGACUUUUACCGCGGUGGCGCGAAGGCCGCGGGCGGAACAAACGCGGAGAGAGUCAAAAAGCUGAAGCUCACGCUGCCUUACAAGCGGUGCGGCAGGUUGGGCCAGUGGAAGGACGAACCCGAUUGUCCGAGGGCUCCCGGUGAGGGGGGCUCAGUCAACCAUGAGGGACGGAGCCCGGAGGACAUCCCCACAGCGGUGGACGGUCGGACCGUGACCGCAGAAACCUGUGACGAGUUGUGGUCGAUUGCAGCAGACAUCGCGCGCGCAAAGUCCGUGGCGGGACUGACGUGGAACCGACGGCUGUCUGCGUACGUCAACAAG
Molecule: messenger RNA, 741 nt
Organism: Prorocentrum cordatum
Lineage: Eukaryota; Dinophyceae; Prorocentrales; Prorocentraceae
Source: the annotation of a GenBank genome assembly